AUGAAAAAGUUUUGUUUGACUUCUUUCCUUCCAAGUAUUUCCAUUUUUGUAUUUUCUUUCAUUUCAUCCAGUGAACAAGUAUACGACAUCGGAAGAUUGCCCAUAUCAGAAAAAAGAAUUGCUCUAAAUUUAAUACAAGUAUAUGAGGAAACAAAAGAUGCUCAAAUGAAAUUUUAUGAAAAAUUCGAUAAUACGCAGCAACUCUUCAAUGAAAUAAAGGCGGAGAAAAGUAGUACUUCGAGAGAAGAUGACCAAGCAAGGGGAUUUAUUAAAACCCCCCUGCAAGAUGCCACUUCCAAUACUACAAAUCCCUCCACUAGUACUUCCUCCUCCUUUGUUCAAAUAAUGUCUAAAGGCCCCGUAGAGGAAGAAACCAUAUGGAGAGCCCUGUACGACACACAAUUAAGGCGGUCCCCUCCAACUGAAGAGGUUCAUGUAUUUUCAACAGAAGAUGUAGAAAAAGAAUAUGGAAAAGCAAGGUUUGAUGCAUUUAUAUCACAAAUAUAUAUGAUGAAAAACCAAUUUGAAAAAGAUUUACUCUACAUGAAUGAAGAAUUGCCAAGGCAAAAAAAAAUAAAGGAUGUAAUAAAUAAGGCUGCUCUACUAGAACAGCACAUAAACAUGCAGAACAAAGGGAACUAUUAUAAAAAUGGACCUGUGCAGAAGACGUACGCAACGAGGGUACUCUGCUAA
This is a messenger RNA of Plasmodium malariae, 693 nucleotides long. RefSeq names its product conserved Plasmodium protein, unknown function. NCBI's taxonomy places the organism in Eukaryota, Apicomplexa, Aconoidasida, Haemosporida, Plasmodiidae. The transcript has a single exon. The record is from RefSeq and is a predicted model, not a curated record. The coding region runs from base 1 to 693 and encodes 230 amino acids.